Molecule: messenger RNA, 1026 nt
Organism: Marmota flaviventris (yellow-bellied marmot)
Lineage: Eukaryota; Metazoa; Chordata; Mammalia; Rodentia; Sciuridae
Source: RefSeq, a predicted model, not a curated record
AUGGUUGGACGCCACCUAGCAAAGACUUUAGCGACUGUAUCUCUCUCUGGGACCUUGGCCUCUGGGGCAGUCAGACCCAGCAGCUGCCCCAGCAUCCUGGCCAACGGGAGCCCAUUUUCCUCUUGUGAGUUUCCUCUAAACUUCGUCAUGUUGGGUUGGAACUUGACUGAGGAGAACCUGCACAAAAAGUCCAGGACAUCUCCAUACCCUGGCUCCAAUGUGGAGCGAAGCAAGGUCCCCGAUGAGAAAGUCAGCUGGUUGGUUGAGUGGCCAGAGUACAGCCCUGUGGAAUACACUGCUGGCGCUGUUUUGGCUCUGCCUGCAUGGGCAGACCCCCGGGUGGGUGAAAGGAACUUCUCUCCCAACUUCAGUGAAAAGGAUGGGCAUGACAGAAGGAGCCAGAACGGCUUAUAUGAAGUUGAACAUGGUAGACCCAGAAAUCCUGCCGGUCGGACAGGGCUGGCUGGCAGAGGGCUUUUGGGUCGUUGGGGCCCCAAUCAUGCCGCCGAUCCCAUCUUAACCAGGUGGAAAAGGGACUCCAAGGGCAACACAGUUAAUCAUCCUAUUUCUGGGAAAAACAUGCUGCAAUUUGUAGCCAUCAAAAGGAAGGAUUGUGGUGAAUGGACAAUCCCAGGAGGGAUGGUGGAUCCAGGGGAGAAGAUUAGCACGACGCUGAAGAGAGAAUUUGGCGAGGAAGCCAUGAACUCCUUACAGAAAUCUCGAGUAGAAAGGCAGGAGCUGGAGAAAGGCUUGCACAGACUAUUCAGCCAGGAGCAUUUUGUGGUCUAUAAAGGCUAUGUGGAUGAUCCUCAGAACACAGAUAAUGCGUGGAUGGAGACAGAGGCUGUGAACUACCAUGAUGAAACAGGUGAAAUAAUGGACAAUGUUCCCCUAAAAGCUGGUGCUGAUGCCAAGGAAGUGAAAUGGGUAGACAUUAAUGAUAAGCUCAAGCUUUAUGCCAGCCACUCCCAAUUUAUUCAACUUGUGGCUGAGAAGAGAGGUGCCCACUGGAGUGAGGAGCUGUGA